Molecule: messenger RNA, 699 nt
Organism: Aspergillus calidoustus
Lineage: Eukaryota; Fungi; Ascomycota; Eurotiomycetes; Eurotiales; Aspergillaceae
Source: the annotation of a GenBank genome assembly
AUGGUCUCGCGCGCGCUGUUAUCCUGGACGGCGGCCGUCCUGGCUAUCCUGCCGAUCGGUAUGAGUCUCUCCCAAUUUUCUAUACAACUGUCUGAUCUAACUAUUCGGUCUCGACCCCAGCAUGCAGCGGAUGGCGCAGAUAAACCAAACAGAAGACGUGGAGUGGACCGCCACCUGGGAGACUGCACAACCUACGACGGCAAAAUCGAGAUUUCCGACCGCUACCAGGGGGCACUGUCUUUCCCCAACCUCAAGAAUCUCACCGGCUCUAUCGUCGCCAAGUACAACUGGACCGAGCCCGACAGCCACCACUACAACGUGACCUCGCUCGAGGCGCCGAACCUCAUCCACGUUGGGGAACACAUCCGCCUCGAGUCCUUCACCCAGCUCACCGAGCUAUCCUUUCCGGAACUAGGGACCGUCGAUGGCGAAGUCGGCAUCAUUGACGGUUGCGACGAUGCAACAGUCGAGUUGCCGGCCUUUACUCGCGCGGGGGCGAUUUGGAUGGGGAGUGAUAGGUCUAUUGCGAGCAUCAACCUCGACUCCCUGCAGACCGUCAGCGGCCCCAUAAACCUCUGGCCUUGCCGCUCAUGCCAACACCUAGAAGAACCGAUCUCCAUCCCGUCUCUCGAGUCCGCCGGCCGAAUCGUCGUGUCGGGCGCCAUGUCCAAGUACGUCACGGGCCUAGUCCCAAGAUAA